GGGGUUCGGGCGGGGAGGGGAGACGCUCCCGGCUCCACCUCGCGCGCCGCGCGACCAGAGCGCCCGGCUCCGGCAGAGGCGAGCAGCGCCGUAGAGCCCCUCAGCAGCGCGCCCGGCCUCCCGGAGCCCCGCGAUGGAGAUGGCAGAGGCGGAAUUGCACAAGGAAAGGCUGCAAGCCAUAGCAGAAAAAAGAAAGAGGCAGACAGAAAUAGAAGGCAAGCGCCAAGAGCUAGACGAGCAGAUACUUCUGCUGCAGCAUUCCAAGUCCAAAGUGCUUCGGGAAAAAUGGCUGCUGCAGGGUGUACCUGCUGGAACUGCGGAAGAGGAGGAAGCCAGGCGGCGGCAGUCUGAGGAGGAUGAGUUAAGAGUCAAACAACUUGAAGGUAACAUUCAAAGGCUGGAACAGGAAAUACAAGCACUGGAAAGUGAAGAGUCCCAGAUAUCUGCCAAAGAGCAAAUCAUCCUAGAGAAACUAAAGGAGACAGAAAAAUCCUUCAAGGACUUUCAGAAGAGCUUCUCCAGUACGGAUGGAGAUGCAGUAAAUUACAUUUCCUCCCAGCUCCCCGACCUGCCAAUCCUCUGUUCACGAACAGCACAACCGUCACCUGGGCAGGACGGAACCAGCAGAGCAGCUGCUGUGUACGCCAUGGAAAUUAAUGUGGAGAAAGACAAACAAACAGGAGAGACCAAGAUUCUCUCUGCAUCCACCAUUGGCCCAGAGGGGGUCCAUCAGAGAGGAGUCAAAGUCUUUGAUGAUGGUACCAAAGUAGUGUAUGAGGUGCACUCAGGAGGCACCAUAGUAGAAAACGGAGUGCACAAAUUAAGCUCAAAGGAUGUAGAAGAGCUUAUUCAGAAGGCUGGACAAUCAAGCUUAAGAGGAGGGCACGUGUCAGAAAGGACUGUGGUUGCAGAUGGGAGCCUCAGCCACCCUAAGGAACAUAUGCUGUGCAAAGAAGCCAAGUUAGAAAUGGUCCAUAAGUCUAGGAAAGAUCAUACUUCCGGGAACCCAGGGCAGCAGGCUCCAGCCCCCAGCACUGAAGGGCCGGAGGCAAACUUGGAUCAGCCAGUCACCAUGAUUUUCAUGGGCUACCAAAAUAUCGAGGAUGAAGAAGAGACGAAGAAGGUGCUAGGCUAUGAUGAAACCAUCAAGGCUGAGUUGGUCCUCAUUGAUGAAGAUGAUGAGAAGUCACUGAGGGAGAAGACGGUGACAGAUGUGUCCACUAUUGAUGGGAACGCAGCUGAGCUGGUGUCCGGGAGACCCGUGUCAGACACCACAGAGCCCUCAUCCCCCGAAGGGAAGGAAGAGAGCCUGGCCACGGAGCCAGCCCCAGGAGUUGGGUGGGAGAGUGUGCUGCUAACAGGAGAUGAGAUAACCUCGAAAGCCACGGACACAUCCAGCGCAGACAUGACUGUCAAGAAGGCUCCCGAGCUUUCCGAGGAUGAUAUCCGGCUAAAAAACGAGAGAGACAACUGUAGUGGCAAUCCCCUGGAGCCUGCCACCAGCUCUCUUCCCCCAGAUCACAAAAACAUGGAAAUUGAGGUCUCUGUUGCAGAAUGUAAGAGUGUUCCUGGAAUCACCUCGACUCCACAUUCCAUGGACCACCCCUCCCCUUUCUACUCACCCCCCCACAAUGGCCUCCUCGCUGAUCACCAUGAAUCUCUGGAUAAUGAUGUGGCCAGAGAGAUCCGAUAUCUAGACGAGGUGCUGGAGGCCAGCUGCUGUGAUUCUGCUGUGGACGGAACCUACAACGGCACGUCUUCCCCAGAGCCUGGAGCAGCCAUCUUGGUGGGCAGCCCAAGCCCACCUGCCCACACGGCCGUCCAGCCGGAACCCACCGAGGGAAUGGCUGGCAGGCAGGCUCCCCCUCCCCUUGAGCUCCAUCAGAGCACCUCUGACACCAUGGCAGAGGGUGAAAGAGCCAACGGCCGCCCCCCUGACCAGCCCAGAGACCUGCUGGGGAACAGCCUGCAGGUGCCCGUGAGCCCCAGCUCCUCCACCAGCUCAAGGUGUUCCUCCCGAGACGGAGAGUUCACGCUCACCACGCUGAAGAAGGAAGCCAAGUUCGAGCUGCGUGCCUUCCAUGAGGACAAGAAGCCCUCCAAGCUCUUUGAGGACGACGAGAGUGAGAAAGAACAGUACUGCGUCAGGAAAGUGAGGCCUUCAGAAGAGAUGCUGGAGCUGGAAAAGGAGAGGCGAGAACUCAUCCGGAGUCAGGCCGUGAAAAAGAAUCCUGGCAUCGCCGCCAAAUGGUGGAACCCUCCGCAGGAAAAGACCAUUGAGGAGCAGCUGAACGAGGAACAUCUGGAGUCGCACAAAAAGUACAAGGAACGCAAGGAGAGGAGGGCGCAGCAAGAGCAGCUGCUGAUACAGCGGCAGCAGGCCUCACCACAGCUCUGCACGGCCCCUGCGUCCUCUCGAGAACGUUCCAGCGUGACUGACAGCGCAAAGGAGGACAUCGUCACGGAGCAGAUAGACUUCUCCGCGGCUCGCAAACAGUUCCAGCUGAUGGAGAAUUCCAGGCAAACAGUGGCCAAGGGCCAGAGUACACCCAGGCUCUUCUCCAUCAAGCCCUUCUACAGACCUCUGGGGCCAGUCAACUCAGACAAGACACUGACCAUCUCGAGACCAGCUUCUGUCGGGGGACCUCCCGAAGACUCCUCAGCAGCCAAGGGACAGAAAGCCCACUGUGCCCUGGAGAGCCAGUCUUCUGGAGGAGGGGGCCAGGGCAGCACAGCUCCUCAGGGGAAGGAAGGGCCGUACAGUGAGCCCUCCAAACGCGGGCCCUUAUCUAAACUGUGGGCAGAGGACGGCGAGUUUACAAGUGCCCGGGCUGUCCUCACCGUGGUCAAGGAUGACGAACCUGGGAUUUUGGAUCAGUUUUCAAGGUCAGUCAAUGUCUCUUUGACUCAAGAGGAACUUGACUCCGGCUUGGAUGAGCUGUCGGUGAGGUCCCAGGAUACCACCGUCCUGGAGACCCUGUCCAAUGACUUCAGCAUGGACAACAUCAGUGACAGUGGGGCCUCCAAUGAGACAACCAAUGCCCUCCAGGAAAAUUUGCUGGCUGAUUUUUCUCUGCCCCAGACUCCCCAAACUGACAACCCCUCAGAGGGCCGGGGAGAAGGUGUCUCCAAGUCAUUCAGCGAUCAUGGUUUCUAUUCCCCUUCGUCCACGCUGGGAGACUCUCCGUCGGUUGAGGACCCCUUGGAAUAUCAGGCUGGCCUCCUGGUGCGGAAUGCCAUUCAACAGGCCAUAGCUGAGCAAGUGGACAGAGCUGUGUCUGAAACCAACAAGGGUAGAGCAGAACAGCAGGGGCCUCAAGCAAGUCUGGAGGAAGCUGGAACUGGGGCUUCCAGCUCAGAGAAGCCUCAGAGCAUGUUUGAACCACCUCAGGUGUCCUCCCCUGUUCAAGAGAAAAGGGAUGUAUCGCCAAAGAUUCUGCCUACUGAAGACAGGGAGCUCAGGGAAAGGGGGCCCUCCCAGCCACUGCCGGCAGUGCAGACCAGUGGCCCAAUAAACAUGGAGGAGACCAGACUGGAAGGGAGCUACUUCAGCAAGUACUCAGAGGCAGCUGAGUUGAGAAGCACAGCCUCACUCCUGGCCACUCAAGAGUCCGAUGUGAUGGUUGGGCCCUUCAAGCUGAGGUCCAGGAAGCAGCGGACUUUGUCCAUGAUCGAAGAAGAGAUCCGUGCAGCCCAAGAAAGGGAAGAGGAGCUGAAGAGGCAGAGACAAGUCUUGCAGAGUACCCAGAGCCCCAAGGCGAAGAAUGCCCCAUCCCUGCCCUCCCGAACAUCGUGCUACAAAACUGCUCCAGGGAAAAUAGAGAAAGUCCAACCUCCUCCAUCCCCCACACCUGAAGGUCCCAGCUUGCAGCCUGACUUAGCCCCCGAAGAGGCUGCCGGAUCACAGCGGCCCAAGAAUCUGAUGCAGACCCUCAUGGAAGACUAUGAGACACACAAAUCUAAAAGGCGCGAGAGAAUGGAUGAUAGUAGUUACACCUCUAAGUUACUGUCUUGCAAGGUGACUUCCGAGGUCCUUGAGGCCACACGGGUUAAUCGAAGAAAGAGCGCAUUGGCCUUGCGCUGGGAGGCGGGGAUCUAUGCCAACCAAGAGGAAGAGGACAAUGAAUAAGCAACAUCCUUCCACCCAGGAAGCUUCUUUGGUGCUUGGGUUCCCAAGAAACCAAGAAAUCAACACAUCAAAGCAUUUUAAUAGAAUAUUUAUUAAAGUGCAAACAAACUCGGCAAUCCUUAUGCAGACCAGAAAAAGUUGCGAUGUACAAUGAUGAAAAAUCAAGUGAAAAAAGAAGUCCAUCCAUCAAACACGAACUCCCGGGAGUCAAAAGAGAAGGGAUUUUUUUUUUUUUUUUGUAACUCCAAGAAUCCCCUGGGUUUGGACCACAGUUGAUCCAAAAGGACAAAGAAGUUACAAGCAAAUUGACAUGGUGGCUACAGGCAGAACCAAGACUAGCCUCUCUGGGUGAUGAGGAAAAUAAUGGUAAUGUGGCCACUUGGAGAAGCCACAGAGCUGGUGCCAUCCACACAGCAGAGGAUAUUUCCCUGUGCCUGCACCGGUUUCCACCCAUCAUAGCAUCAGAGGUGUUGGACUAACCCCAUUUACUCCAGAAGCUAUAAAAUAACGCUUCUCUCUCUAUUUGCCCGGAAGAGGCAACUAUGGUUCCAUGUCUCUUCCGUUUAAAUUGUUUUGAAUUGGGAGCAAUUAAGGAUCUCAAUCCAUAUUUUGAAGACAAGAUUUCUUCAUGUUGCAAACACAACCUGUUCUGCAUUAGGAGGUUGAGGAAGGGGGGAGAAAGCCAAACCAAAUGGAUUAUUUUAGCUUUAGGAUCUUGUCUGCUUAUGAUAUUGACUGAGCUGCAGUUUAUGAGAACACAUUUUCACAAUUCUGUUUCUUUAUAUGAAAACUAUAUUUAGUGGGUAACAACUAUUUUUAUGAUGGGAUGGGGGAAUAUAUCCAUGUAUAAAACCUAUACACAUUGAACAGCUUGGUUCAAGAGGGGAGGGGUAUUUUUAGAGUGGUAAUAAUUGAAAAAAGGGCAAACUCUGCCUUAGAGAGGUAGAUGAUGAGAAAUAAAGAGGUGUUUAUAACUAUAUUUUAUAUGUAAAGUGGACCUUCGGGGGAGUAGGAAGAAUGAUAUUUUGGAUCAAUCAGAAGGAAAUGGUCAAGAAAGCUCACGAAAGGUAGACAGAGAAGGGAGGGAGAAGGAGUGUGAAAGUAAGGAAGUUAGAGAUAUUAUUUUUUCUGAGCAGCCAAUAUUUUUCAGGAUGAUACAGAGAAAAAUAUAGAAUAGAAACUUAAGUGCAGGCUUAGGUUCAGCUACAAAUCCUAAAGGUGGUGUGCGUGCGUGUGUGUGUGUGUACACAUGCCUUUGUGUAUGUGUGCAAAGCGCAUGUGUGCUCAUGAGUAAGGGUGUACGUGUGUGUGUGUGUGUGAGAAUUAAAAUUCCAGAAUGAUCAUGGGACAAGGUUGUUCACUUAUUUCCUCCAAAGCUGUUUGCCAGCGUCAGGAGUGAGUGAGAAUUUCUUUUUUAUGAAAAGGAUAUAGAGGCUCCGAGCUGAUGCAGUAUUCGUAAAA
Physeter macrocephalus (sperm whale) is the source of this 5590-nucleotide messenger RNA. RefSeq names its product PALM2 and AKAP2 fusion (gene PALM2AKAP2). The transcript is spliced from 13 exons. Gene Ontology annotation, biological process: regulation of cell shape. The record is from RefSeq and is a predicted model, not a curated record. Gene Ontology annotation, cellular component: membrane. The coding region runs from base 134 to 4129 and encodes 1331 amino acids. NCBI's taxonomy places the organism in Eukaryota, Metazoa, Chordata, Mammalia, Artiodactyla, Physeteridae.